AAAACCACAGCGGACAAAGACAUCCCAACACCGUUUAUGAACCUUACUGACCUAAUCAGCAACUUCAAAAAGCAUGGUUUAGAUGAGAGAGAUCUUGUAGCUCUCUCUGGUGCCCACACUAUAGGGUCUGCACAGUGUUUUGCCUUCAGAGACAGAAUCUACAAUGAAACUAACAUUGACCCUAAAUUUGCUCGAAAACGCAGAUUAACCUGUCCACGCACUGGAGGUAACUCAAACCUUGCCGCUCUAGACCCAACACAUGCAAACUUUGAUGUUAAAUACUUCAAUAAAUUAUUGAAGAAAAGAGGGUUACUUCACUCUGAUCAAGAACUCUUCAAUGGAGGCUCCACUGAUAGCUUGGUAGAGGCUUAUAGCUCAGAUGCCAAGGCUUUUUAUGCUGACUUUGCUAAGUCUAUGAUGAAGAUGGGGAAUAUAAACCCACUGACUGGAAAGCGAGGGCAAGUUCGUUUGAAUUGUAGGAAGGUGAACUAAAAUGUU
Molecule: messenger RNA, 498 nt
Organism: Populus euphratica (Euphrates poplar)
Lineage: Eukaryota; Viridiplantae; Streptophyta; Magnoliopsida; Malpighiales; Salicaceae
Product: cationic peroxidase 1-like
Exons: 1
Biological process (GO): response to oxidative stress
Molecular function (GO): peroxidase activity; heme binding
Source: RefSeq, a predicted model, not a curated record